UUGUAUUUUAAUUGUAAAAAUAUUUUUAAACCGAUUUUUAUUGUCCAUAAACACGGUUUUUGUUAUUUUGUGUAUUCAAUAAUCGUUGAAAACACCUUAUAUAAGGUGAUGCUAACAGUGCCGGUUGUGUGAUAUGUGUGAGAAAUCGCCGGUUGCCAUGGAUACCGACCGGCUGAUGCACGAGCUAGGCCAGUUCCGAAAGUUCCAUCUUCUCAAUUACUUCCUCCUGGCCCUGCCUGCAUUCGCCGCCGCCCACUAUGCUAUCAAUUACGUCUUUCUUGCCGCUGAUGUUCCUUACAGAUGCGUGGUGCCGGAGUGUGAAGCCUUCAACAGUAGUGACUACAGCCCGGCGUGGCUGGCGAGUGCGUUGCCAGCGGGCAGGCAUCAGCGAUGCUUCAGCCGCGCACCGCUUGACGACCAAGUGCCCUGCAACGACGCCGCCUUCUCCGAGGAGUUGCGCUCCUGUGACCAAUGGCUAUACGCCAGCAAGAAUACUAUCGUUGCCGAGUUCAAUCUCGCCUGCCAGGAAUGGAAGCGCACCCUGGUGGGGACAAUCCACAACAUAGGCAUGCUUGUCUCUCUUCCCAUUCUUGGAUACAUAUCUGAUCGUUGGGGCCGCAAGAGGGCGCUGGUGCUGAGUUGCACUCUGGUUGGUGCCAUUGGGUCUCUGAAGGCUUUCUCAGUGUCCUACGAGAUGUACGUGAUUGUGGAGUUCCUGGAGACAGUCGCUGGCGCCAGUGCUUUCCCCGCUGCUUACAUAUUGACGAUCGAGCUCUUGGGUCAAGACAAGCGAGUUCUCACCACUGCAUUCCUUGGUAUUCUUUUAGUACUAGGAGGUCUGAGUUUCGCUUUACUAGCGAAAACAUUCCAGUAUUGGCGCACAUUCAUACUGGUCGUUUAUCCGCCUUCUUUGCUCUUCCUCUCCUAUAUUUACUUCUUGCCGGAGAGUAUUCGCUGGCUGCUGUCGCAGAACAGAAAAGAAGAAGCAGUGGAGAUAAUAAUGAAAGCUGCGAAGAUGAAUAACGUGACGUUAUCAGAUGAAACGAUGCGACAAUUGCAAUCGGAACAGCAGAUUAAGAGUCCAGAAGAGAAGAAAGAGGUGGAAGAGAAGGGACUUUGGAUACAAGUGAUGCAGUCUCCCAUCAUCAUGACUCGUCUUGCUAUUUGCUCUUGGUGGUGGAUCACUUGCACCUUCGUGUUCUACGGGCUGGCCAUAAACUCUGUGUCCCUAGCGGGGGACAAGUAUACCAAUUUCAUGCUGGUGGUCAGCGUGGAGGUCAUAGCGGUGGUUACCAACGCUCUGGUGUUGGACCGCAUCGGCAGGAAGAAGACGCUGCUGGCCGCGUACGUGGUUUGCGGGAUCUCUUGCGUGGCUAUCACUUUUGUACCGAAAACGAUGCCGUGGUUAGCGACGCUGUUAUACUUGCUGGGAAAGAUAGCGAUCACGCAGGCGUUCAGCGGCAUCUAUAUGUACACGUCGGAACUAUUCCCGACGCACGCGCGUCACUCGCUGCUCGGCUUCUGUUCUAUGGUCGGCCGCAUCGGCUCCAUUGUUGCACCACAGAUGCCGCUACUGGCGAUCUACAUAGAUUGGCUGCCAUCCGUCCUGUUCGGUGCUACAGCUCUGAUCGCUGGUGGACUGAUGCUUACCACUCCUGAGACCCUCAACACGAGGUUACCAGACACCAUCCAGGAAGCAGAGCAUAUAGCGGCCGCGCCUCGCAACCAACCAGCCACUCAGACACAAGAAGUUGUGACAUCACGCUGUUAAAUGUGACGUCUUAAAACCUUUUGUGAUUAAAUUGUGAUAAAUGUGUAGCUAGUAAAUACGAUAAUCUACCAUGGUUGUCCUUAAAAUAACAUAUUUUUUUAAUAUCUUAGGAAAUAUUAAAAAUUUUAAAUAGAGCCAUCUCGUGACAAUUUUUAGCACCAAUUUGAUCAAAAUUGUUGCCUAACAUCAUUGCGAAAGCCGUUUUUUUGUGAAUAUUCACAUAACGAGAGACAUAGAUAUAGUGCAAUAAACCCAUAAAGCAUAACAUCAAAAAGAGCGUGGGAUAAAUCGGGAGGUCGAAUCCAAUGAAUAUGACGGCGAUGUAAACUGAAUCCAGCGCCAAUAAUAACAUUUCAUAAUAGAUUAAAGAUGCAUUUAAACUUGUGUUUACAGAUUCUUUUUGAAUGGAUUCAUUCCAACAAUAAAUCAAAUGCUGAACAAUGAAUAAUUUAAUUUAUGUUAUAAUCUCUAUUUUCUUUUGAAGUUUGUUUCCGUUUCCUUUAAACAAUUUCAGUUUUUCGUUGUUACUUUUAAGUGUAUUUAAUCUUUUAUUUAAGUUUCUGAUAACAUUCCGACUAAAUUAGAGUUAAAUUAAGUGAAAAACGAAAGAAAAACGACAUUAAGAACUUUUUUCACAACGUAACGUACAUAAUAAUACACGCAUGUACAGAGUCCAGAAAAGUUAUGCAAUAAAUUUCUAUUUACAUAAUUUAUUAGUCAACUAAACUUAAUAUUUUUAAAU
Messenger RNA from Papilio polytes (common Mormon), 2513 nucleotides. RefSeq names its product organic cation transporter protein-like. The record is from RefSeq and is a predicted model, not a curated record. Gene Ontology annotation, biological process: transmembrane transport. NCBI's taxonomy places the organism in Eukaryota, Metazoa, Arthropoda, Insecta, Lepidoptera, Papilionidae. Bases 134 to 1771 code for a protein of 545 amino acids. Gene Ontology annotation, cellular component: membrane. Gene Ontology annotation, molecular function: transmembrane transporter activity. The transcript is spliced from 7 exons.